Botrytis byssoidea is the source of this 1032-nucleotide messenger RNA. RefSeq lists its product as uncharacterized. The transcript has 2 exons. Gene Ontology annotation, cellular component: checkpoint clamp complex. The record is from RefSeq and is a predicted model, not a curated record. NCBI's taxonomy places the organism in Eukaryota, Fungi, Ascomycota, Leotiomycetes, Helotiales, Sclerotiniaceae. The coding region runs from base 1 to 1032 and encodes 343 amino acids. Gene Ontology annotation, biological process: DNA repair; DNA damage checkpoint signaling.
AUGUCGACACCUCCUGUUCACGAAGAGCCAGCAGUGCCAAUCUUCAAAGCCGUGUCCAGUUCUGCCCGGCAGCUCUUUCAAUUACUCAAUACUAUACGAUUCGCAAGCAAAGUUCAAGUCCAAAUUAGUACUCAAGGUAUUCGAUUUGCGGUUGAAGAAUCUAGAGUAAUGCAAGGAAUUGUAUUUCUUGACAAAGCCUUGUUCACCACUUUCAAUUGCACUCUUCCCGAAUCAAAUCCCGAAGAGGAUGAAGAAGAAGAUGUAUCCUCAAAUGAUUUACCUGCUUUUCAAAUAUCUCUUUCCGCCUUACUCGAAACUUUACAAAUUUUCGGCGCAGCAGAUGCUACUUCACGAUUUUUCAGACCCGAGAAUGAAUACAACAGUAACAUUCGUCCCAAUCGACAAAAUGCAUUCAGCAAUCAUGCUUUAGGGAUGACGGGCGUAUGUCGCUUUUCCUACGCCGGAACAGGAUCUCCUUUCAGUAUUAUUCUCGAAGAAGCAGGUGUCACUACAACUUGUAACCUCAACACAUAUGAACCAGAAGAUUCGGAAGAAAUCCCAUUCCAGCGAAAUGCGAUGCAGGUUAAGAUUAUUACACAAGCUCGUUGGCUUUUCGAUGCUAUUCAGGAGCUAAAUAAUAUGACCCCAACUCGACUUGACAUUCUUGCCCUUCCUUCAAACCCCUAUUUUAGCCUAUCUGCUUCUGGCCAUUUGGGAAGCGCUAGCGUCGACUUUUCUAAGGGUAGAGAACUAUUGGAAACUUUCACUGUUAAAGAAAGGUGGUCUCAAAGUUAUCGCUUCGAUAUGGUGAAAGCUGCUGGGGAUGCUAUGAGACUAGCGAGUAAAGUUAGUGUAAGAGGGGAUGAGCAAGGUGUUUUGAGCUUACAAUUUAUGGUAGAGGUAGAUGGUGGCGGUGUUAGUUUUGUUGAUUUCAGAUUUGUGCCAUUCAUUCGAGGGGAAGAAGAUGAGGAUGAUGAGAAUAGUCAAGAGGAUGAGGAUGAUGACUUUGGAGAAGGAGGUGAUGAUGAAUAG